This is a messenger RNA of Scaptodrosophila lebanonensis, 692 nucleotides long. RefSeq names its product 40S ribosomal protein S24 (gene RpS24). The transcript has 2 exons. The coding region runs from base 101 to 496 and encodes 131 amino acids. Gene Ontology annotation, biological process: translation. Gene Ontology annotation, cellular component: ribosome. NCBI's taxonomy places the organism in Eukaryota, Metazoa, Arthropoda, Insecta, Diptera, Drosophilidae. Gene Ontology annotation, molecular function: structural constituent of ribosome. The record is from RefSeq and is a predicted model, not a curated record.
UCUUAGAGAAACUGCGGUGGCCAUCUUCCUUUCUAGAGAAUCGCGUUCGCACUGAAGACGUGUUUGAAACAUUUUAAAGUGUUUGAGCAGCUCCGUCAAAAUGUCAGGUACAACUGCCACAAUUCGCACGCGCAAGUUCAUGACGAACCGCCUGCUUGCCAGGAAACAAAUGGUGUGUGAUGUGUUGCACCCCGGACUAUCGUCGGUCAACAAGACCGAGAUCCGCGAGAAACUCGCAGCUAUGUACAAGGUGACACCGGACGUCGUCUUUGUUUUUGGCUUCCGAACCAACUUCGGUGGCGGCCGCUCCACGGGCUUCGCGCUUAUCUACGACACACUAGAUUUCGCCAAGAAGUUUGAGCCCAAGCAUCGUCUAGCCCGUCACGGACUCUUCGAACAGAAGAAACAGACUCGCAAGCAGCGCAAGGAACGCCGCAACAGAAUGAAGAAGGUCCGUGGUACUGCCAAGGCCAAAAUUGGUACCGGCAAGAAGUAAAUGGGUUGACCACUGUGUGUGUGUGUUGCUGCUGUUGGUACACUCGGUUGUGAGCGGCGCGCACCUAUAUUUCCAAAAGCUGCUGGUUAAGCGUUUUCACUUUUUUUACCAACAAGAACGACAACAUUAACGGUGUUUACUUUUGGAGCGGCUUCUGUUUAUAUGCUAAGUAAAUAAAACUCUAAAAGUAAAUCUA